AUGAGCAUCCUGCCCUGGAGUGAUCUCAGAUUAAUUUCCUCAUCAACACCACAACUCUGUGCCUUCACCAUACCCAUCACGCCCUUUCGAUCCACGACGUCCACGAAUAUCCUUGUGCAGGUACGUUCCAAUUGAGUUGCCGCUGUUGUGCAGCCAAGGCCGCACCUUUCCUGGAAUAGCUCCGUCAUUAUGGUUCCCCCACCACCUCUCCAACAUUCACAAGCUUCAUGAUGCGCGUCAACUAGCCAUACUGAUACGUGAACAUACAGAUCGUCUCUAGAUCCGUCCUUUCUCUCACUGUUUUUCCUCGACCAAUCUACGACGCCUCAAUCGAGGCUAGGCGGCCCCAACACGCGAUCAGCCUUUUUGUACACAAGCACGAGUCAACAGGUCGGGGACAAGGCCGAUUUGACCUUUUUACGAACCUCGUUCUAUCACGAAAUAUCCCCCGAGUAGCUUCGCAAUGUCUGACGGCCCUGACAAGACGGACGAGCUCUACCCAAUAGCAGUUCUCAUCGACGAGUUAAAGCAUGAUGAUGUCCUCCUACGAUUAAAUGCCAUACACCGCCUCUCAACCAUUGCACUCGCUCUGGGAGCUGAGCGUACGAGAGACGAGUUGAUUCCAUUCUUAGACGAAUCGGUUGAAGAUGAAGAUGAGGUUCUUACUGCUUUGAGUGGGGAGCUAGGUGGGUUUGUCGAGUAUGUUGGUGGUCCAGAAUGGGGUCAUGUCCUACUAUCACCGCUUGAAAACCUCGCGGCGAUCGAGGAGCCUCUGGUGCGGGAGAAGGCUGUGGAGUCCCUAAACAAGAUCUGUGAAGAGCUUUCGCCACAACAGGUCGAAGAAUACUUCAUUCCUCUCACGAUUCGACUCUCGAAAGCCGACUGGUUCACCUCAAAAAUCUCCGCGACCGGACUCUACAAUGUUCCUUAUAAGAAAGCAUCGCCACCCAUGCAGGAGCAGCUUCGACAGCAAUUCGGGCUCCUUGUUCACGAUGAGACUCCUAUGGUCCGAAGGCAGUCCGCGAAUAAUCUCGCGAAAUUUGUCAAGGAGAUGCCAGCUACAAUCGUUGUUGAGGAAAUGAUACCCCUUUUCCAGCACCUCGCCAGCGAUGACCAGGAUAGCGUACGGUUAUUGACGGUUGAGAUUUUGAUUGCGAUUGCAGAGGUUGUCCCCAAGGAGCAGCAGUCAAGUCAUGGUGUCCUGCUUACGGCGUUGAGGAGUUUGAUUGAGGACAAAAGUUGGAGAGUUAGAUAUAUGGUUGCGGAUAGAUUUGAGAAGAUUGCCAAGGCCGUAGAUGAUGAGGUUGUCACAAGAGAUCUCGUGCCAGCCUUUGUUAAACUUCUCAAGGAUAGCGAGGCUGAAGUUCGGACAGCUAUUGCUGGACAAAUCCCAGGCUUCUGCAAGCUGAUUGACAGAACGAUUCUUCUCAACGAUGUGAUGACGACGGUAGAGGACUUGGUAUCUGAUACCUCUCAACAUGUCCGUGCAGCGCUCGGAACCCAGAUCAGCGGUCUUGCCCCAAUCCUUGGCAAGCAAGAGACCAUUGAUCAUCUUCUACCCAUGUUCCUACAGAUGCUGAAGGAUGAGUUUCCUGAUGUCCGUCUUCACAUCAUCUCUAAACUCGAAUUGGUCAACCAAGUCAUCGGCAUCGAGCUCCUAUCUCAGUCACUCCUCCCAGCAAUCGUUCAACUCGCAGAAGAUAAGCAAUGGAGAGUUCGAUUGGCCAUCAUCGAAUAUAUUCCUCUCCUUGCAAGUCAAUUAGGUGUCAAGUUCUUCGACGAGAAGUUGGCCGCUCUCUGCAUGGGAUGGUUGGGCGACACUGUCUUUUCCAUCCGUGAAGCUGCAACACAUAAUCUCAAAAAGCUGACAGAAGUUUUUGGGGUCGAGUGGGCUAACGAAGCUAUAAUUCCAAAGGUCAUGGCCAUGGGGGCACAUCCUAAUUACCUUUACAGAAUGACCACCUGCUUCGCAAUCACUACUCUCUCAACAGUUGUCAGCUUGGACGUCAUCUCAAAAUCAAUACUUCCAAUGAUGGACAAACUCGUUGCAGAUGAUAUCCCAAAUAUCAAGUUCAACGUUGCAAAGUCAUAUGGCGAGCUGAUUUCAGUCCUGAAGCGCUUGCCUGAAGAGGGAACCGUCUACUCGCUUGAGAAAGCUGGUGACACCACUCCACCGUCAGCCAGAAGCCAGGCACUCAUCCAGGAGAGAAUCUUGCCCAAUUUGGAGAAGCUGCAGAAGGAUGAUGAUGUUGAUGUUCGUUUCUUUGCUACAACAGCUGCCUCUCUGAUCGCGGGCGAGCCUAUGAACACGUCCCCAUAGAUGAGAUAAUAAAGACGCGCUUGAUGGAAAAUGCAUGUGUUUGGGGCUUACGAUUGUGCCUAAACUGGAGGCAUCCUCGUUGUUCUAGAUUUGGAGCAGAAUACCAGCAUAGUCCCUUUUCAUUUUGACUGGCGUUUCCUGUAUAAUAUGCGUGACUUUAGAAAUUCGAUAAGAUUUACUCUAAAUCCCA
This is a messenger RNA of Cadophora gregata, 2510 nucleotides long. RefSeq lists its product as uncharacterized. The coding region runs from base 464 to 2320 and encodes 618 amino acids. The record is from RefSeq and is a predicted model, not a curated record. Gene Ontology annotation, biological process: protein dephosphorylation. NCBI's taxonomy places the organism in Eukaryota, Fungi, Ascomycota, Leotiomycetes, Helotiales, Ploettnerulaceae. Gene Ontology annotation, cellular component: cytoplasm; protein phosphatase type 2A complex. The transcript has 9 exons. Gene Ontology annotation, molecular function: protein phosphatase regulator activity.